Messenger RNA from Aaosphaeria arxii CBS 175.79, 472 nucleotides. Its product is annotated as ribosomal protein S14. Gene Ontology annotation, molecular function: structural constituent of ribosome; zinc ion binding. The coding region runs from base 65 to 235 and encodes 56 amino acids. NCBI's taxonomy places the organism in Eukaryota, Fungi, Ascomycota, Dothideomycetes, Pleosporales. Gene Ontology annotation, biological process: translation. Gene Ontology annotation, cellular component: cytosolic small ribosomal subunit; ribosome. The transcript is spliced from 6 exons. The record is from RefSeq and is a predicted model, not a curated record.
CUCUACGAUACGCCAUCGGACCCCUCGAAAUUCAUUUCGAAAUUCCCACACAACACCACCCAAUAUGUCUCACGAGUCUAUCUGGUAUUCGCGCCCACGCACCUACGGCAAGGGCUCUCGCUCCUGCCGUGUCUGCACUCACAGCGCCGGUCUCAUCAGGAAGUACGGCUUGAACAUCUGCCGUCAGUGCUUCCGUGAGAAGUCCGCCGACAUCGGUUUCAAGAAGCACCGAUAAAUUCCCAAUCGAUUCGAAUCAAAAAGGCAUUGUGGAGGUAUGGGCGUGAUGGUGUACUGGAGUGACGACUUAGAGGCGGAUGAAUGACGAUCAAAACAAAAAAGUGAUUUGAGGGGGUGGACAUUGCAUUACCGGAUUCCUCAUGUCUUUUCCUUGGGAUUGUUUCCUAGGUGCAUACGGGCGGACGUUGCACGGUUCGGAGUCUACAUCUACGGCGAAUACGAAAACCGUACAAUU